AUGACUACCGUCCGACGGUGCGUCUGGAACCAAAUACCGGCACGCAUACGGAGAUCUACCCUGGAGUGGCCAAAUAGUGAAGGAGGCACGGGACUACCAUCAAUCAUCACGUACUAUCAAGCAAUGCACCUCCAUCGACUAGUCGACUGGCACGCCAACCCAAGCACUAAACAAUGGGUUAACAUGGAACUACAGCAAGCACAGGGGAAGAUCCCCAUCCUACUAUGGAUAGGAGAAGCAACACAAGGGGACAUGUACACAGGUAAUCCAAUGAUAGAUGCCACACUGAGGGUCUGGUGCAGAGUGUGA
Pelobates cultripes (western spadefoot toad) is the source of this 309-nucleotide messenger RNA. Lineage: Eukaryota; Metazoa; Chordata; Amphibia; Anura; Pelobatidae. The record is from the annotation of a GenBank genome assembly.